CCUAAAUCUUAAUGUAAUCACAACAUGUAAUAUUUAUCUGUUGUCUCAUGUCCGUUUGAGAAACAUGUCGUGCAUUUGAUAACGCGAUAAAAAAAAUGAUAAUUAUAAUAGGUUUGGCUUUUAUUUUAAAUUCAGUGUCAUACUGUGUGAAGUGUGAUUCUAAAAUAUUGAUCGACAAUGAUGCCGGAGCAGAUGAUGCAAUGGCUAUUUUCUUGGCCUUAUUAAAUGAGAAGCACUAUGAUGGGCCUAAAUUGGUAGGUUUAACAACUGGGAAUGGAAAUACAAAUGAAAACAAUGUUUAUGUCAACAAUCAGAGGAUUUUGAAAGUUGCUAAACGACAAGAUGUGCCUAUUUUUAGAGGAUCCACAUCCUCUCUAGUCACCACACCAUAUGCUGGAGACUAUUUUGGUCUUGAUGGCCUGGGAGACUUAGACGAGGUCCAUACUGAUUUAGUACCAUCAGCAAAACAAGCUGCUGUUGUUGCGUUAAUAGAACUUUCGAAAACUCAUAAAGGACAGCUGACAGUAAUAACAUUAGGAGCAUUAACAAAUAUUGCUUUAGCAAUUACCUUGGAUCCUAAUUUCUUGGGACGGAUAAAGCAUUUGUAUGUUGGUGCUGGACAUAUACAUAAUGAUGAAGUUCCCGACGCAGAAUUCAACGCUCACAUGGAUGUGGAAGCCUACCACAUAGUAGCUAAACAUGCGACUCCAGAGAAAGUCACUAUUCUGCCCUUUUCACAAGUUAUGACGCAUUUAAAUCUAUCACGGCAAUGGAGAGAAGAGGUAUUUGGUGUAAUAGACUCAGAUAUAGUCAGGACCCAGAAUUUAUAUGAAAGAAUAACUCUUCCUAAAAGCGAUAGAUGGCAGUCUCUUGAUCCUGCUGUGGUAGCACUUGUUGUUCGGCCAGAAUUAGUUGAAGAGUAUAAAUAUGCCAAAAAUGAUAUUGUUCUUUGUGGUGAUAAAAGGGGCCAGAAUACAAAUACAUUUGUUGAAAAGGACGACGCAAAUGUAAGAGUUAUUUAUUCGAUCAAAAUGGAAGAAUAUAAACAAUUUUUAAUUGAUUUAUUUAGUUCUGAUGUUAAAUAAAAUGUUAAAAUUUGAAAUUAAGUAGUUUCUUUUAUUACACCUGCGUUUUCGCUUUUCCUUGCUAUAAUUCGAAACCUCUAUUUAAGCUUUCUGAAAAGCUCACAAAAAUAUAAAUCUACAUACUAAACUUACGUAACUAAUACUUAUUUUCUAAAGCUAAAAUGUGAGCAGAAGUAUUAAAUAUGUACCUCUAAAAUUUAUAUAUACGUUUUUAAAAUAAAAAUUCCAUCUGGCAAAACUAUAAGGAAAAUUAUACUAUAUUCACAUGACAUACUCAGAAGAGAUGAAACUGGUUCCCACAUAGUAUAAGAUCCACUGACCUUUACAAAUGCUAUCUAUAGGAGGUUAUCAUAUAAAUGUUUUUACUAAUAUGACAUACAAGCAAGACAUAAACAGCUGAUAAAUAACCAUAACUUACACUUUAAAUCGAACAGGUAUGAAUAUAUUUGAUAAUUAAUGUACCUACUGAGCCGUUUGAUAAACGUGAUAUAAUAUUAAAAAGAAGCGGGUAACUUAUAUAAGGACUGCAAUAAAAAAUCACCUGUUAUUUAAUAUUAAUAUCAAAAUGAAAGAUCUUAUGUAGGGGUAUAUUCCUUAACAAGCUCUUAGACAAAACAACAUACAUAAAACAUCGUUUAUAUAUUUGCGACGCAACUUCGGCGAGAACUCCGCAGUCAGACGCAGCCAUGAAGGUGUCAUUGUUUUGCCUCAUAAUAUUAAUUCUUACUAUGAGCGUGUCUGCUGAUUACUAUACCACUGCCCGCAGUGGUUUUGGAGUAAGCUGCCAGCAAGCCUGCGAAGCGGAAGCAAAGGGGCCAUAUCGUUGUAAUUCGUCCGGUUCUAGUUGGUUCAGAUGUGAUUGUUACUGCCAGGGUAAUAAUUUAGAUUAGUGGAGUGAUUUGUGACUAAAUAAAUAGUUCAUGUAA
Pieris rapae (cabbage white) is the source of this 2011-nucleotide messenger RNA. Its product is annotated as probable uridine nucleosidase 2. The transcript has 8 exons. NCBI's taxonomy places the organism in Eukaryota, Metazoa, Arthropoda, Insecta, Lepidoptera, Pieridae. The record is from RefSeq and is a predicted model, not a curated record. Bases 96 to 1085 code for a protein of 329 amino acids. Gene Ontology annotation, molecular function: hydrolase activity, hydrolyzing N-glycosyl compounds.